GAUAACAACUCCCCAGGGACGAUGGCACCGCGUGCGUGGCUCUGCUAGUGACACUAUACCCGGCACCUCACUCGGACACUGCCUGCAUACCCCGCCGACCCGCAAUCAUGUAUUCCGGCCGCAAGUGCUGCUAAUUGCAAGGUGCGACUGAACCUCGAUAUAAAUCGGAAGUGCGCGUUCCGCCGGACACCGAUGUUCCACCACGUCGCGGGCAUUUCCUUCCAGCAACGACCGUAACGACAUCGCUGCCAUGGGUGACACCUCGUAGGCACUCACUCUGGGCUCAUCCUCGGGUUGCAAAAAGCGAGGUCGUAAUUACGUAGUAAAAGUGUAAUUAGCUGCCGUUAGUCGAGUGUUGCGGUGAAGGAGCCGCCAUGUGCGAUACCACAGAGCACAUGGACACGCGCUCCGAGCCCUCGCAGGGCACGGACGCUGACGGAGAGGACGACAUCUCCGUCGGGAGCCACUCGCCGCUCCCGCCGCCGAGAGAUGACACGGACGACUCUAUGAUCGACGUGGACGACAGUGCCAAUGACGAGCCCCGGGAGAAGGAGGUGGCGAGCCCCAAGGUGGAGCCCCCGGACCCCGCCAUGAGCCCAGGGCCCCCUCGCACGCCCCCCGUGGCUCACCAGGGCAACAACGCCGCCCUUCAUCGCUCCCUAAAGUUCUCCAUCGACAAUAUUCUCAAACCGGACUUCGGCCGACGGAUAGACACGCAGGAGUCGAGUGACCAGCCCGUCGACCUUUCGCAGGUCAAUAACAGAGACGGCAAGAAGGGCCUGGUGGACCCCACCAGGAGUCUGGGGGCGGUCGGCCAGAACCCCAACAGCCUACUCCUAAAAGACAGGGACGGCACGGGCACCAGCCUAUGGCCGGCCUGGGUCUACUGCACGCGCUACUCCGACAGACCUUCGGCAGGCCCCAGAACGCGAAGGAUCAAGAAACGGGACAAGAAGGACGAGAAACGACCGAGGACCGCGUUCACGUCCGAUCAGCUGGCCAGACUCAAGAAGGAGUUCCAGGAAAACAGAUACCUGACGGAGAAGAGGCGACAGGACCUGGCUCGCGACCUCGGACUGAACGAGAGUCAAAUCAAGAUCUGGUUCCAAAAUAAACGCGCCAAAAUAAAAAAGUUUCUGGCCGUUUCCCAGCAGUCCGCAGGCCAGAAGAACCCGCUGGCGUUGCAGCUGAUGGCGCAGGGGCUGUACAACCACUCGACCAUCCCGAUCCGGGAGGAGGACGACGAGAAGAUCCUGCCGCCCGUAUGAUCCUCGGUCUACGGGUCGUCCCUUCCCUACCAGAGCCGCUGAGACGAGGAGGACGAGGAGGAGGAGGACGAGGAGGACGAGAAUCUCCCAGGACGACGGCAGGAGCGAUGGAGGACGCGGGGAAAGGAGGGCGAAGUGAAGGAGGAGGAGGAGGACGCCGACGACGACGACGACGACGAAGUGACGACUACGAACGACGACGUCCUGAGUCUAGGGGACGACUCUCGCGCGGCUGACCGGCGCUGGCGAGGUCGUCCGGAUGGGAGGCCAGCGAGCGCGAAACGACGACGGACGUGUAUGCUUAGGAAAACGACUUCUCAGAACCAGUCCUGGUUGAUGGUGUCGAAGGAGGAAGGCCUCGGUGCUCCCACGUGGCUCCUGUUCCUCCUCCCAGUGAUUUCUCGUAAAGGUUUAACACAAGAGAUAAAGAGAGAGAGAGAGAAAGAGAGAGAUAAUGAUAAAAAGAAAGAGAGAGAUAAAGAUAAAGAGAGUGCUAGAGAAAGAGAGAGAAAGAAAGAAAAUAAUCGCGUUCUCUGAUUCUCACCUGACGAAAAAUAUGUGUUGGUGUCUCCGGAUGACAAAGCUGGUCGUCCGUGGCUUCCGGAGACUGUGGGCGAGCGCUGGGAAGAAAUCCGGCAAAAAGUGAUAAAGAGAUAAUUGUGUCCAAAAAGAGGCAAAACACGCGAUUAUUUAAAGACAAGUGAUGAAGGACCUCAACUUCGUCUGUCUGUCAAAGAGAUGUUGCCUAUUUUGGUCGACUGAAAAGCUCCCGAACUAUGUCUCUUUUCCCUUGUAAAAUCAGGCUCUCGUCUUAUCUUCAGUAAUACAAAAUAAAAUAAAAUAAAAGUGUUGACAAAACAAACACGAUGAUCACUUUAUCGGAAGUAGUGAUGUUCCAACACAGGCAUAUUAACAAGAAUAGUUCGUUGUCAUAAGUCUUUUAGAAUAAUGGGCAUACGAGUGAGUAAAGAACAGGGAAAUAUGCAGAUGUAAAAAAAACAAACAAACAAAAAUUGGAAGUGAUUGGUGAAAGAAACUUUUUUAUCCUCAUGUCGUGAAGAAAAAUGAAAAUAUAAAAUCGCCUUCGAGUAAUUAGAACUUCUAUCUUUAAUCACUACAGGCGAUUUUUGGAACAAGCUCUGAACACCUUUUUAAGAUGAAGAAGAAUAAAGUGUAUAUCACAGCUUCUUCCGUGGAUGAAAUAGACUGUCUAUCACAUGACUGGCAUCUGUAUUAUAUGUAGUGGUAUACUAAUACCUGCUGAACUGUUCUGCUCUGUAAAUGGCAAAACCUUUAGAAUAAUUUAUGGUGUAUUUAUAUGGUACCAUUGCUGUUUGUAAUGGUAAUUUACUCACACAUUGGACUCAGGUGUUCUUGUUUUUUUUUAAUUAUUAUUUUUUUGUUCAGUUUUUUUUUUUUUUUUCUUCCUCAUGUUUUAUUUGAAUAUUAAUUUGAUGAUUAAACUUCAUGCGAUGUUGAGGCACACAGAAUUGUAUAGCCUGUAUUAUUCAGUCGAUUCAACAUUCCCUGGGAUUUCUGUUUUAAGCAAGUUAGAAGGAUUAACAAAAAUCAAUGGCUAUGAUGUAUGCCGCACACACACACACACACGCACA
Messenger RNA from Penaeus indicus, 2881 nucleotides. RefSeq names its product homeobox protein engrailed-1a-like. Bases 375 to 1268 code for a protein of 297 amino acids. Gene Ontology annotation, molecular function: DNA-binding transcription factor activity, RNA polymerase II-specific; RNA polymerase II cis-regulatory region sequence-specific DNA binding. Gene Ontology annotation, cellular component: nucleus. Lineage: Eukaryota; Metazoa; Arthropoda; Malacostraca; Decapoda; Penaeidae. Gene Ontology annotation, biological process: regulation of transcription by RNA polymerase II; multicellular organism development; neuron differentiation. The record is from RefSeq and is a predicted model, not a curated record. The transcript is spliced from 4 exons.